CCCCGGGAGGCGGGCCCGGCCGCGCGCGGGCCAUGGAGGAGCGGGGCGGCCGCGCCGGCGGCUUCAGGAAGGACACCGUGGAUCGGCUUCUCCGCCUCCAUUUCCGGGACGGGAGGACCCGAGUUAACGCGGACGCGCAGCUGCUGAUGGCCGAGCUGCUGAAGGUCUUCGUGCGAGUGCCCUUCCCUUUCUUUCGUCGCCCUGCAGAAGCAGCGGCACGGGCAGCUCGGCAGGCCCAGGCAGAGGACCUGAACAAGGUGGAUAUUGAACAGCUGGAGAAAGUAUUGCCGCAGUUGCUUCUGGAUUUCUAGAGGCCUCCUGGAGCACAUGUCACCUGUCAGCAGACAGUCCUGGCCUGACACGUGUCUCAGCCUCAGAGACACUCUGGGACAAACAGUCUCAGCUUUUUCUUCCUCUGCCAUUUUGCUUCUGUUUCCUCUCUCCUUUACCAAGCACAAUACAGCCCAAAGCAACGAUGCUGUCAGAUACCAUUUUUGAAAAGAGGGUACCACAGGCUUAAUUUGUUCAGCUGAGUACAUAACUGGUUUCCAUCUUGCUGCCUUACUUCUGGUAACAGAGGCCUGUAUUUUACAACAUGGUAAGAAGCUGUUGCUUUCUCAGCUAAUGUGAGAAAGAGGUGCUGCUUCACAGAGAUGCAUGGAAAGACUUAAUGACUUAAUGGGAAUACCAUCCAGCCUUCGGGCUCUCAUUGCCUCAAGCAGGCAGCUGUAACAGCAGCUCCAGGUGCAGCUCCAAGCCUUCCUAAUGAAUAGGUCAUUAACAGGAGCUUACUCACAGGCUCUUGCCAAAAGCAGGUAACUGAUCUUUAUUUUAUAAAUAAACAGUGUCUGUUCCUCACUA
Melospiza melodia melodia is the source of this 861-nucleotide messenger RNA. It is a transcript of the gene CENPX, whose product is annotated as centromere protein X. Gene Ontology annotation, cellular component: FANCM-MHF complex; Fanconi anaemia nuclear complex. Gene Ontology annotation, molecular function: protein heterodimerization activity. The transcript is spliced from 5 exons. Bases 33 to 311 code for a protein of 92 amino acids. The record is from RefSeq and is a predicted model, not a curated record. Lineage: Eukaryota; Metazoa; Chordata; Aves; Passeriformes; Passerellidae. Gene Ontology annotation, biological process: kinetochore assembly; resolution of meiotic recombination intermediates; replication fork processing.